Caenorhabditis elegans is the source of this 1701-nucleotide messenger RNA. RefSeq names its product Protein pid-4 (gene pid-4). The coding region runs from base 2 to 1549 and encodes 515 amino acids. Lineage: Eukaryota; Metazoa; Nematoda; Chromadorea; Rhabditida; Rhabditidae. The transcript has 6 exons. Gene Ontology annotation, cellular component: perinuclear region of cytoplasm; P-body. The record is from RefSeq and is marked reviewed.
CAUGAACACGCAUAACGCGAGGGAUUCGGACGACGAAUCGCCAUUGGAAAGCGAGGAGCAUUUGAAGCGUUUCUUCGCAGGAAGAAACCUCUAUAGUCAGACGAAGAUCGAUGACGCACGGAAGAAGAGCCACGAUGCAAAGUACGCGAAAGAGGUGGAAUGGGAUGCAAAAGAUACUGCAAAAGGCAAGCCGGUGUUCAAGAAGUAUCGGCAAGAGAUUGCCGAUAAAACUAGCCGAUGCGACGCCCAAUUCAUCAACAAUCUUCACACCUACUAUGGCAAUGGUAGUGAAUUGAGAGAGCUCCCCGAAACUCACUAUGCCGUCGAUUUCAUGGGAACCACCAUCGCUACCACGGAAAUGACCGCCGAACUGAAGAAGUUAAAGGUGCUCAAGAAGAAAACGGCCACAUCACAAUUCGUUCGGGAGCACAGACAGCUCGGAUUCAUCCCUACUCCUUCGCGAAGAUCGCUAUCUUGUACUGGCCGUUUCAUGAACUUCGAAACGAAAUGUGAUGAGCGCCCGGACAGAACGAACCCAGAAUUUUCGGUUGGAAACAAUAAUUUCCUGAGCGCAACAAUCUCCAAUCUCGACGAGGAUUUCAAAACACCAUCGAACUGUGAGCAUGUAGCCUCCAUCGUGCCCAAAGAGAUUUCAAAUGCGCUGACUGCAUUGAUACCUCAUGUGAAUGUUUUCGAUUACGAAAAGGGAGAGAUGGAAAUCGGAAAAGUCCUCUGCAGCAACAAAAAUCUUCAUGCGUAUGUGAUCCCUAAACAACACGAUCAGGAGCAAAUGCUGAAAGAUUUUUCCGCUCGAUUCUUGGCUUGGUACAACAAACUAUCACAUCUUCAAAGAGAUACGUUUGGAACCGACAAAGACCCCAAAAGAUCAGGAAAACAAGAAGAUGGGAAGCCGAUGAAGCCAUAUUUUUGGAGAGUCAAUGUUAUUUUGUGCCUCCAGGAGUUUCAGGAAGAGGGUACAAUGUUCCGAAGAGCUCGUCAUGUCUGUGGUAUUCGUCCUCACAAAAGUCAACCCGGACUCGAUUUGUAUAUCGAGAUUGACACAGGAAGUAUGAGAGCUCUGAAGACGAAUUAUCUGACUGUGAGAAAAUUGCCGCAGGAGUUCGCGAAUGUCCCAACUCCAAUCCUUGAAGUUCGAUUUGAAGGUGCCAAGACCGAAGAAGAUGUUGCCCGGAGAAUCGCGCACAUCAGGAAAACGGGUCGUGCAUACAUCAAAUCAUUUGAUACAGGAAAACGGAAGAUCUACCAGAACAGCUUUUUUAAUGGCCAGCCAAAGGAUUGGAGUAACAUCGAAACAGCUGUGUUGCUGCCACCAAAAGAAAGCUCAAUGUCGAAGCUGUUCUGUGAGGAUAGGGAUUGCAUGGGACUAUGCUGCACAGAUCAAUGGCUUGAAAAUGCGGAAUCAUCCCCGGGCAUCUCCACAAUUCCAGCGUCAUGGAUCGCCGAUAAGAAUAAGAAGCCAUUCGUGGACAGAUCUCCGCAAAAAUUCAAAUUUCCCGCGAGCGGCAGCUAUAUGAAGCCGGCCAACUAGUGCUUGAUAUUCAAGCUUUAAUUAUUUUUCAUCUGUGUCAUCAAACCGUAUUCUAGUUUACUUGUUAAGACCCGUUGGUCCGUAUUUUUGUUUCUUUUUUUUAAAUAUUUCAGUUUACGAAUCAACAAAUAAAAAUUAUUCAUUUUCAAGAA